Owenia fusiformis is the source of this 2803-nucleotide messenger RNA. The record is from the annotation of a GenBank genome assembly. NCBI's taxonomy places the organism in Eukaryota, Metazoa, Annelida, Polychaeta, Sabellida, Oweniidae.
UUUCCUUUCAAACCACUUCCGGUAUUAUUUUGAAAUGUAUGCUAGUUCCACCUAAAAUUGAGUAUUUGGGAAGUCAUUUUGAAAAUUGUUGCUAAUUUGUGUGACUAUGAACUAGAGGGAGUUGCAAGCUGUGUGAAGGCAUACCCUGAUAAUUGGCAAGAGAAGUGCAGUCAGGAGAGGCAAGCACUUGCUCAUUGCACUGAAUCACACGACACUAUCAAAAAAAUCAAGGAUAUUUGUAGCGAACCUUAUACAGCAUAUGAUCUGUGCCUCAAGCAUCACCCAGCAGAUGUCACUGUCUGCUUUACAGAGCUAGAGAAGUUCUCCAAGUGUGCAAGUAACUUUAUACCAAAGAAAGAUGACAAGGCAAACUAGCUACAUACAUGACAUAUGAUUGGUAGUUUUGAUUAACAGACAGGACAGCGGAUAAAUUACAACAAAAUUCCAUUUGUGUCAAUAAUAGGAUUAUUUUGAAAGUUUUAACAUUACAAGAUCUGACACUGACAAUGAAUUAACUGGGAUACAUCGGCAACCAUUGAUCAUUUACUGACAUAAGGUUGUCUAUCAGUGAAUCUUAUUAGUGAACACGUCUGGGAUUUCUGUGACGUAUGCAUACUUUAUCAAAUAAUUCUCGUUCCCGAAGGUUGGUCUUGCUGUUCAUAUUUUCAGUGAUUAACUUUUUAUGGAAUGUGUAUCAAAAUUAGAUCAGAUGAUUCAGAAUCUGAAUGAUGAGAAGGAUAAAAUGUAGCUGACGAUAGAAUUAUUGAUCCAAUGAAAAUCAGGAACCAGAUAAAAUGGAAAAUAGUACAACUAGUGAAAAUCAGAAUUCCCCUAAAAUGGAGGAUCGCAGCACAGAACAGGAAUCAAUUGAAAGAGAGAGUUGUGAAAAUCAAGCAACUUACCAAAUGAAGAAGUAUGAAACAAAUGCUGAACAGAAUCAUUUGAAAUUAGAAAGUUGCGAAACUGACAAGCCUGAUACAAGUCAAGUGUUUGAGGAAAAUAAAAACCAGAAGGACCACAUGUUUGAUGAAAUGGAAAAUUAUGUAACAAAAAUAAAAGAAGAACCCGAAGAAAUUGACAUUUCUGAAGUGUACCUCAGGGAACUAGAAGAGACAACCUCUAUGGGACUCUAUUAUGAGACCAAUAAUCUGAAUGAAGGAAUGGAGGAAACCCUUAAUCAACCAGAUUCUGAAUACAAUCAUCAACAAAGCUAUGUAAAAGUUGAACAAUCUGAUAAUAUUUACGCAACUUGUUAUGAUUCUCCUAAACCACAGGCAGUAGAACCUGGUGGAAAACAUGGGAAAAGGCAAUUAAGUUGUGAUAUAUGUGGUAAAACAUUUUUAUCAAACAGUUAUUUAAAAGUGCAUAGAUAUAUACAUACUGGAUAUAGACCUUUCAAAUGUGACAUAUGUGGUAAGGGGUAUACACAGAAGGGUUAUUUGAGAGUUCAUAUAAGAACCCAUACGGGGGAGAAACCAUAUUCAUGUGAAGUAUGUGGGAAGCAAUUCAGUAGGAAAGAUGCUAUGCAUGUGCAUGAAUUGACCCAUAGAGAGAGUAAUGCCAAACCAUUUAAAUGUCUAUAUUGUGGCAAGGGUUUUAUUACGAAUAGAGACUACAAGCUCCAUGAGGUUAGACACACUGGUGAGAAAAAAUUUAAAUGUGAAAAAUGUGGCGAAUAUUUUGCCUCGAAGGGAAAGUUAACGAUCCACAUUGGUUCAAUCAAAUGUGAUGUUUGUAACAAGGCCUUCGCUACAAAGUUACAAUUAAAGAGGCAUUAUCGGCAGCAUACUGGUGAGACACCAUUUGUAUGUAACAUUUGUGGAAGAAAAUGUUCACAAGCAUAUAUAUUGAGAGUGCAUCAAGCAACUCACAUGGAAGUCAAACCAUUCCAAUGUGAAGUUUGUAAAAAGACAUUCACUCAGAAGCCUAGCCUCAAAGAACACAUGUUCCUUCAUAUGGGACGAGAGGCUCGACCGUUUAAGUGUCAAUUUUGUGAUAAAGCAUUUAUUCGACGGAGUUAUUUAAAACAACAUGAACUGGUGCACUCGGCAAACAAUAAAAAAUACAAUUGUAAAUUAUGCGAUCAAUCCUAUUAUAGUUCAAGCCUCUUAAAGGAACAUUUUGAUUUAGUACACACAAUUAAAAAGUUUAAAUGCCAGAUUUGUGAUGAAGCAUUUUCUACAAGAAAUAAGCUGAAUAAACAUGAAUUGGUUCACAAUUUGAAUUUUAGUUGUGAAAAAUGUGAUAAAGUCUUCAAACGGAGAAAUAAUCUAAUCAAACACAAAUUGAUUCACUCUUAAGAGAUAAUCUGUUAAAAUGAUUGCAUGUAUUAUCAUAAAUAAAAAAUUCACAAAAUGCAACUAAGUUCGACCACUACGACAGUGCCAUGAAUGAUAUUUAUAUGUAUGCUGAUCAUAAAUGCUGCUUUUUAUGGAGUUAUUUUGGUGCCAAGAGAAACAUAAAAACAAGAUAUCCAUUUGUGAUUCUCUCCAUCAAUCCAUCGACAUUUUGACUGGUGCCAUUUUCAAAGUAGACUUGUAUUUUAUUAUAAAUAGAAGUUGAUGCUUUGUAUAUAUAUAUUAUAUAUAUAUAAAUAUAGACAUGAUAGAUGUGUGUAAUGAAUAGAGUAUUAUAUAUUUAGUUUUCUAUGUAUUGACAUAAUAAAAACUGUGACAAAAAUGUUGUUAACUAAGCUUCAAAUUAAAUAUUUUUUACCAAUUUUCAUAAUUGGUAGCAGUUCUCGGUUUUAUUUCUCUGCCUCCUGGCAUAACACUUUGAUUGUAAAUUAAAACAGAAAAUAUGA